AUGGAGGUUGAGAUGGAGAAGAAGUACAUAUCAUCCGAUGAACUGCAAAAGCACAACAAGAAAGGAGAUCUAUGGAUCUCAAUUCAGGGUAAGAUUUACAAUGUUUCUGAUUGGGCUAAAGAUCACCCUGGCGGAGAGGUUGUUUUGUUGAAUCUCGCUGGUCAGGAUGUUACUGAUGCGUUUAUUGCAUAUCAUCCUGGUACUGCAUGGAAACAUCUUGAUAAUUUUUUUACUGGAUUUUACCUUGAUGAUUUUAAGGUUUCUGAGGUUUCUAAGGAUUAUAGGAGACUUGUUUCUGAGUUUGUGAAACUGGGUUUGUUUGAAAAGAAAGAACACGUUACUUUGUUCACAUUAACAUCUGUUGCUAUUAUGUUAGCUAUUGUUGUUUAUGGUGUUGUGGGUUGUUCCAGUAUUUGGGCUCAUUUGGGUUCUGGGAUGUUGUUGGGUUUGCUUUGGAUGCAAAGUACUUAUGUGGGUCAUGAUUCCGGUCACUACGAGGUUAUGUCCAGUCGGGCUUAUAACAAAUUAGCACAGAUUAUUUGUGGAAAUUGUAUGACUGGUAUAAGUAUUGCUUGGUGGAAAUGGACUCAUAAUGCUCAUCAUAUUGCUUGCAAUAGUCUUGAUUAUGAUCCUGAUUUGCAGCAUAUCCCAGUUUUCGCUGUCUCGUCGCGAUUAUUCGGGAACAUCAAAUCUUAUUUCUAUGAUAGACAGUUGACGUUUGAUGCUUUGUCUAGGUUUUUGAUCAGUUAUCAGCAUUGGACUUUUUACCCUGUCUUGUGUUUCGCAAGGCUUAACUUGUACCUUCAAACGUUUUUGCUAUUGUUUUCACCAACGCGACAUGUCCCUGAUAGACUCUAUAACAUUAUGGGGAUCGCCGUGUUCUGGAUUUGGUUUCCUCUUUUAUUGUCAUGCCUACCUAGCUGGACGGAAAGGUUGAUGUUUGUUCUUGCUUGUUUUGUUGUUUGUUCCAUCCAACAUCUUCAAUUCUGUUUGAACCAUUUCGCUGCAAAUGUGUACGUCGGUCCUCCAAACGGAAACGAUUGGUUUGAGAAGCAGACAAGCGGAACAUUGGAUAUCACUUGUUCAACAUGGAUGGAUUGGUUCUUUGGUGGUUUGCAGUUUCAGCUCGAACAUCAUUUGUUUCCAAGGCUACCUAGGGCUCAAUUGAGGAAGGUUUCGCCAUUGGUGAUUGAUCUUUGCAAAAAGCAUAAUUUGCCUUAUAGAAGUUUGACAUUUGUUGAGGCAAAUCUUUGGACUCUCAAGACUCUCAGAACUGCUGCACUGCAAGCUAGGGAUUUCACUAAUGCUUCUCCACAGAACUUGUUGUGGGAAGCUUUUAAUACUCAUGGUUGA
This is a messenger RNA of Lathyrus sativus (Indian pea), 1353 nucleotides long. The record is from the annotation of a GenBank genome assembly. Lineage: Eukaryota; Viridiplantae; Streptophyta; Magnoliopsida; Fabales; Fabaceae.